Pseudocercospora fijiensis CIRAD86 is the source of this 2342-nucleotide messenger RNA. RefSeq lists its product as uncharacterized. The coding region runs from base 1 to 1818 and encodes 605 amino acids. Gene Ontology annotation, molecular function: transmembrane transporter activity. The transcript has 3 exons. Gene Ontology annotation, biological process: transmembrane transport. The record is from RefSeq and is a predicted model, not a curated record. Gene Ontology annotation, cellular component: membrane. Lineage: Eukaryota; Fungi; Ascomycota; Dothideomycetes; Mycosphaerellales; Mycosphaerellaceae.
AUGCCUGUGUUUACAGCCGGUUUCGCGGGUAGCAAUAGUCGAGGAGAGGAGAUGUUGGUUCUCGUGGAGAAAGAUGGAAGGGAGGAGAAUGAUGUAUGGUACCGCUCGGGGGUGGGUGUGGGCGUGGGCGUGGGCGUGGGCGUGGGCGUGGGCGUGGAGAGGGUCGCAUGGUCGUGGCCGUUCAUCAGCAAUAAGGUAGUUAUCGCGGAUGGUCGUCAAACGAAGCCGUGCUGUGUCUCCCAUGACAACAGCCCGCCCAGUCCGGCUGCCGUUCCCGCGAAUCCGCCUCACCAGAAAUGGGGUAGACCAGUAGUUCUGAAGUUACUACUCACAUCAACUCUUGUCUCAUUAUCAUUCGGAGUAACACAAGUGCCUCUAAUUUACGUCUUCGGCGUCAUGACAUGCGACCAAUACUACCAAGAUCACCCAAACCUUCCCGAUAAGAAUUGCCACAUAACAGCAAUCCAAUCCAGCACGGCUCGGAGUGUUGCUCUCCUCGGAGCAGGCACAACAUUAUUCGGCGUCCUGAACCUCUUCUACACUGGUUGGGCCAUAAAACGUUUCGGAGUAAAGUCCGCCCUUUUAUCCUCCGUCUUCUGGCCUGCCGUACGUCUCGCAGUACAGAAUGUUGGCGUUCAAUUAGGAGGUGGAAUUGGAAUUAUCAUCAUUCAAUGUAGUCAGAUGAUCACGGUUGUCGGCGGACCAGCUGGCUAUCUUCUGGCAUUGAACUCGUUCGCGACCGAGAUCAUAGCGCCUGCUGAACGGACGGGGACGCUGGGGAGGUUGCAGGGCUGUGCCUUCUUCGGCACUGCUUUGGGCUACUUAUUUGGAGGCCUUCUCAGUGAUGGCUUCGGAAUCAUUGCCCCGUUCAGAGUCACUUUAGUCUUGUUCCUGGUGUCCAGCGCGUACAUCCUGCUAUUCUUGCCUUGGAUCAAAGCGGAAAUGAGUCCUGCCGACGAGAAGAAGACGAGAUCGCUCUCUAGUUUCUUUGAACCGCUGAGGAUGUUCGUUCCUCAGAAGUGGAUCUUGGUGGAUGGCAAGGUUAGAACAGAGUAUGGAAUCGUCUUGCUUGGUGCAGGCGCUUUCACCGCACUGCUAGCUACCGGCUACAUCCCAGUGUUGCUGCAGAUGUAUGCGACAGAUGUGCUCGAUUUUGGCACGACGGAGAAUGGCUGGCUGAUUUCAGUCAACUCACUAAUUCGAGGAUUAUACUUGACGUUCGCUUUCCCAGCGAUCAUAUCUGCAGGGCGCAAGUGGUUGGAUCGACGUGAGAUGAGCGAUGACAAGAUUUCUGCCGAGGAGUCGCAAAUUCCAGACAUUCCCACAAGUCCAGAGGAGUUUGCAUCGGGGCCUACACAAGCUGGACAGGAACCGAUCGAGCCACCGAGACCCAAGGCCAAUGAAGACGAGUCUUUCCAUUUCGAUCUCCUGUAUACCAGAUACAGCAUCCUGGUGGAUGGCAUUCUGACAGCUUUAGCCACUUUGACCUCCCAAGGCUGGCAUAUGUACGUUGUGGCAGUAGUGUUACCACUUGCCGCCGGAACUGGAUCUGCAGCGAAAGGCACAAUCUUGCAGAUGUGCUCCCCAUCGCAGCGCGCUGAUGCUCUCAGUGCCAUCAGCCUUGUUGAGAUGGUAGCGAGAUUGGCGACGACGGGGCUUUUUGGAUUCGUCUUCUCGGCCUUUGCAUCAAUCGGGCAGCCUUCCUUAACAUUCGCAGUCAAUGGCGCUGUGGCUCUGUUGGCGUUUGUGAUAUUCUGCUUCUGCAAGUUUCCUCCAAAGGGAAGCAUACGAGUUGAAGAGGGCGAUGCUGCGGACUGAAGCGAAGAGUAAGAUUAUGAAUCCAUUACAGUAUAUUUCGAACAUAGUUCCGGACUCAAAUGUGCUAAAAGGGGAGACCCGACGGCACAAAGCAUUGGGAUAUAUCAACAGGGACACCAGAACCACCACAAGACUAGAGAAGGACCCAUGAGCACUUCGGAAGGUCCUGCCAUCAUGCGUUGCAAAGGGUCAGAUACAGAGCCGACGCGGUAAACAUAUCCGCAUCCAACAAGCCGGCCACGAACAAAGACGUGCGAAAGUCGUCUUUACCAAAGUUGUAGACCUCUGGCUGCCACGCGCUCUUCAUCGUGUCGGAGCAGAUGUCUGGAAAUGCUGCAACUGUUCUCCUUCUGGCUUCUGCAUCGAUACUCGGGGCUGCUGCAUCGACGAACGUGCUUGCUGGGUAGACUUGCGCGGCAUCGAGACACUCAUCUUCCGCGGAUCCGGCUGAUCCUGAUACAGCUUUAUAGAUCUCUCUUUUAGAUCUUCACAAAAUUCCGGCAGACGUGCCGCGAGUGCUUUCU